AUGUCGUCGCUCAAACAUGAGGAAAAGAUCGGCGAGUACGUCGCAUCGGCGCCUCUAUCAGAUACUCCAUACGAAGAAGGCGAGAUUGUAGAGAACAGCGACCACCUCCACCGUCGACUUGGCAACAGACAGAUCCAGCUGAUGGCCAUUGGUGGCACAAUUGGAACUGCUCUCUUCGUCAGUAUUGGUGGCGGUCUCUACAAGGGCGGUCCUGGUAGCUUGUUCCUCGCCUACACAAUCUAUGCUUGUUUUUUAGGCUUGGUCAACAACUGUAUCGCUGAGAUGACUACCGCGUACCCCGUGUCUGGCGGGUUUAUUCGCCUGGCUGGUCACUUCGUCGACGACGCAUUCGGUUUCAUGGCAGGCUACAACUUCUUUAUCUAUGAGGCAUUAUUGAUCCCCUUCGAAAUCACUGCUCUAUCCACUGUGCUCGACUUUUGGUCUGAUGACAUCCCACCGUGGGCAAUUCCUUUGGCCUGUAUCAUUCUCUAUGGUAUCCUCAACGUUCUUGCUAUCAAAGUCUUUGGAGAAGCAGAAUUCUGGCUGUCAGGAGGAAAAGUCAUCCUCAUCUUCAUCGUCUUCUCAUUCACCUUCAUUACCAUGGUCGGAGGUAACCCUCAACACGACGCAUACGGUUUCCGCAACUGGAAGACCAAUGCCUUCAAGGAGUGGAGAAGCGAAGGAACCCUCGGUCAGUUUGAGGGUUUCUGUGCCGCUCUUUGGUCAGCGUCCUUCUGCGUUACCGGUCCCGAGUAUAUCUCGAUGGUCUCUGCCGAGGCUAGACGCCCACGCAUCUACAUCAAGAACGCCUUCAAGACUGUGUACUGGAGAUUUGCUCUCUUCUUUAUGGGAGGUGCAUUGGCCGUCGGUAUUGUCCUUAGUUCGACCGACCCUACCUUGACUGGCAUCAUCACUGGUGAGACUAGUGGAUCUGGAACAGCUACUGCUUCACCUUACGUCAUUGCCAUGAAGAACAUGGGCAUCAACGGACUACCCCAUCUUGUCAGCGCUCUUCUGGUGACAUCCAUCUUCAGUGCUGGUAACACAUACACCUUCUGCGCCACUCGCAGUUUGUAUGGAAUGGCCCUCGAAGGUAGAGCUCCUAAAGCCCUCCGCUACUGCACCAAGAGCGGCGUACCUCUUGUCUGCUUUGCCAUAGUUAUGGUCUUCCCUUGCCUUGCUUUCCUGCAGGUUAGCAACGGCUCGAACGUCGUUUUGGGAUGGCUCAUCAACCUCGUCACUGCUGGAGGCGUCAUCAACUACCUGGUUAUGUGCAUCACAUACAUCUUCUUCUACCGUGCUUGCAAAGCUCAGGCCCUUGAUCGCAACACUCUUCCCUACAAGGGUUGGUUCCAGCCAUACUCUGCAUACCUUGGUGCAGCUUGGAUGACCAUGAUCGUCUUCUGCUACGGAUACACUAGCUUCGCGCCAUUCUCCGUCGACAACUUCUUCAUCUACUACACCCUACUUCUCUUGGCGCCUGUCACUUACUUCGGCUGGAAAUUGAUCAAGCGUACCCGUAUCAUCCCAGCGCUGGAGGUUGACCUUGUCUGGGAGCGUCCCACGAUCGAUGCUUACGAGCAGACCUUCAUCGAUCCUCCUCAAAGUUUCUGGGGAGAAAUGCUUGGUCCAUUGAGAUUUGGCAAGAACAAGAAAAGCAGUGACAGACAGUUGAGCGUGUCUGCUUGA
This is a messenger RNA of Aureobasidium subglaciale EXF-2481, 1689 nucleotides long. RefSeq lists its product as uncharacterized. The record is from RefSeq and is a predicted model, not a curated record. Lineage: Eukaryota; Fungi; Ascomycota; Dothideomycetes; Dothideales; Saccotheciaceae. Gene Ontology annotation, molecular function: amino acid transmembrane transporter activity. The transcript has 7 exons. Gene Ontology annotation, biological process: amino acid transmembrane transport. The coding region runs from base 1 to 1689 and encodes 562 amino acids. Gene Ontology annotation, cellular component: membrane.